Cucumis melo (muskmelon) is the source of this 1756-nucleotide messenger RNA. RefSeq lists its product as uncharacterized. Bases 42 to 1490 code for a protein of 482 amino acids. The record is from RefSeq and is a predicted model, not a curated record. NCBI's taxonomy places the organism in Eukaryota, Viridiplantae, Streptophyta, Magnoliopsida, Cucurbitales, Cucurbitaceae. The transcript has a single exon.
AAGAGAAUUGGAGUGGAGAGGGACUGUAGAGCAUAUUUGCAAUGCAACACUUCCCUAGGCGCUCUCUUCCAUUUCAAUUUUCAUGCAAACCAUUUUUCAUUUCUCAAACUCACUGUUUUUCUUUAACAAUCGCAAACCAUUUUUCAUUUCUCAAAGUCACUGAUUUUUCAUUUCAACCAUUCAUCUUUGGCAAUUCAAGAUCCAUUGAAAUAAACUCUGCCUCUCAACUUCAUUCUACUUCUGAAUGUCGUCGAUCUUCCCAUUUCCCUUCAAAAUCCCUCGAUUUCUUAUCUGGGUUUCUCUUUUUUCUCUCUCAAUACGUUACUCAAAGUCAAUCAAUGGAGCUUCAACUUCAAGAUCAUCAAGAACAGAAGCAGCACCUUUGUAAGCUCUGCAACAAGAGCUUCUCAAAUGGCAAAGUCUUGGGCGGCCAUAUGAGGUCUCAUCGCACCAACCAAAAUCCACCCAAAAAGCGCAAAAAGAACUCAAUCUCCGGUUCCUAUAGCCUGAGAGAAAACCCCAAAAAGUCUUGGAAAUUCUCAGCUCCAAAUGGGGAAAGUGGCGAAAACCCUCCGCAAGAAAAUCACUGCAAAAUCUGCGGCAAAGGGUUCGAAUCCUCUAAGGCUCUGUUUGGGCAUAUGAGGCAUCAUUCUGGAAGAAGAAAGGAACCGAGCCGCCAAUGUAAAGAAUGUAAUAAGGAGUUCGAAAAUCUUAAAUCUCUCACUUCUCAUAUGAAGUCUCAUUGUCAAUCGUCCGUCGUUGGAACCGACCAAUCGGAGGGCGAAACUUUGGGGCUUUUGCGGCGGAAGAGAUCCAGAAGGACGAGGUUUAAGUUAGGUGGUUCAAACUACCCUUAUUGUUGUUCUUCUUCUUCCGAUUUGAUUGAAUAUUCAUCUUCUUCUCUUGUUGAUGGAAUAGAACAUGAUGUUGAAGAGUUAGCUCUCUCUUUGUUGAUGCUUUCCAAAGGGGUGGGUAAUUUUGGGGCUGAGUUUAGUUCUGAAUCUAAUGGGGGUAGUCAUUUUCGUUGUUUUGAAGCUAAAUCACCAUUGUAUAGAACAGCUCAUUUUGAAGAAGAAAAAGAUAGAGUUAAAAUGGAGUUCCAAGAAGUUGGGAGGUAUUAUGCUGGGGUUGAAUUGGGGAUGCCAAAGCUUAAUGAUGCUGAUGAAAAUGAAACGGGAUUUUGUGAAAUUGGGAGGAAAAAUGGGUUGAAAUCUUUAAAGAAAGGUGAUAUUGAAGAUUUUUGUGUGAAAGCAUGUGAAGACGAAGUAGUUGGAGAAAUGGAGGAGGGAAAACAUCAGUGUGAUGUGUGCUUAAAGGUGUUUGGAUCAGGGCAGGCAUUGGGGGGCCACAAGAGAACUCAUCUUUUGAAACCCAAUUUAAUGGAGCUUGAAGAAGAUGAUGAAAAUCAAAAUCAAGAUGAAGAAGAGGAUGAUGAUGAGUUCAGACAUGGUGGAAUGGUGAUGAUGAAAAUGAGCAACAGCAGCAGGUAGUGGCUUUGGUUUCUUCAAACUGACAUUUCUCUUCAUCACGUAAAUAUCAAUUGAAUAAUGAUUUUGCUCCCUCUGUUUUCAUGCUUUAUUUCCAUUUCAACCAUCCGUUGAUGCCUUGCCAAAUUUUUUUCGUCUUCUUACAGUUUUUUCUUUUUGGUUUGAAUAUGGUACAUAUAGUUUCAACAGUGAAGGAGCUGAGUGGAUUGAUGCAAUUCUUUUUGUAUAUUUUGGGAUUCUAAUAUGAGGGUUUUCUUACCAUUUUGAUC